Messenger RNA from Camellia sinensis, 1330 nucleotides. NCBI's taxonomy places the organism in Eukaryota, Viridiplantae, Streptophyta, Magnoliopsida, Ericales, Theaceae. The record is from RefSeq and is a predicted model, not a curated record.
AGGCAAAAAAAAAAAAAAAAAAAAAAAAAGAAAAACCCAAAAAUAAGAACACAAGCCCUUGGAUGUGGCUUCAUUGUCCGAAUCAGAAUCUGUAUAUUCAUCUCCUUAAAUACCGAAACUCUCACUAUUUCUGUAUUGAAUUUCGUUUGACAUCUGCCAGGGCACGAUUUGGCUUUACUCGACUCAAUUAGGGUAUUCUUUUGUUGAUUUAAUCGAAAAAGAAGUGUCUUUUUAUUUACAAUGCGGUCGUUUGUGUCGGUUUCGAAGGCUGCUGGGCGGUUGAUUAAUGGUAGUAGACGGUUGAUAAGGUAUUCCAGGAACAAUGGAGAGUUGGGAGGGUAUGAUCAGAUUCGAUGCUUGAGUAACAUUGUGGGUAUUGGGGCAAUGCAAGUUAAUAAGGAUAUUGGAGCUCAUAAGGAUCUCAAUUCCUUGCUUGGGAGUUCUUGCAGUGGUAGUGCUGUUCAGAGGAGGGAUUUUCUUGGUUGCGGUGACGGGGAAGAGGGCAAUGUGCUUUCCAAAGUCUACGAGGAGAGGCGUGUUUUGGGGUAUUCUCCAGAGCAAUUAUUUGCCGUGGUUGCUGCUGUUGACUUGUAUGAGGAUUUUCUCCCCUGGUGCCAACGAUCGGAGAUAACACGACGAUUCCCCGAUGGGUCAUUUGAUGCUGAACUGGAGAUUGGUUUCAAAUUUCUUGUCGAAAGCUACGUUUCUCAUGUGGAUUUAAAGAAGCCAAAGUUCAUUAAGACAACUGUAUCGGAAAGUAGUCUUUUUGAGCAUUUGAUAAACUUUUGGGAAUUUAGUCCGGGACCUGAUCCAGGAACUUGCAGCCUUUAUUUUUUGGUGGAUUUUAAGUUCCAGUCACCACUCUAUCGACAGGAUGCUGCUGCUUUCGAAUCAUCUCAUGGGUUUGGCUUGGAUUUUACUGUUGGUGUAAGGUGGCAUCCAUGUUUUUUAAGGAGGUAGUCUCUCGACUUGUUGGUUCAUUUCAUGAUCGCUGUCGUCUGGUAUAUGGACCAGGAGUCCCCGUUCUUGAAAAUACUUACGAAGGAAGGGCGUAAAGUUUGCUUUGUAGUUGAAGACACAAUGUAAACUCAAGUGCCAAAUCCAUAAUUCAAAAACAUAGUUCAAAUCCAUAGAAUCAAUUUAAUGCUCCCACCACGCCGAGCCGCUGGGUUUUUAUUUUGUAUGUUGUCCAGUAUCAGUUUUGGUGGGUGUAACUGAAGGUAUAAAAAAAUGCCCACUUUGCAGACCUGAUUUUUUUUUUCUCCAAGAAAUUGCUGAAAUUGAAUUAGUUUCAGAUUCAUUAGACACAUAGUCUGGAUGGUUGAGGAAA